Messenger RNA from Bactrocera latifrons, 1615 nucleotides. RefSeq lists its product as uncharacterized. The transcript is spliced from 5 exons. Lineage: Eukaryota; Metazoa; Arthropoda; Insecta; Diptera; Tephritidae. Bases 728 to 1537 code for a protein of 269 amino acids. The record is from RefSeq and is a predicted model, not a curated record.
CAUAGCAGUGUAAAACUGUUUUGCUGCUUUGUUGUAAAUAUUAAGAAGAAAACGCAGAUGAAAUUGCAUUUAUAAAAUGUGCUAAAUGUUUUAAAUGCUUUAACACAUAAAGUUUAUAUCAUUUUCGUAGUAAAUACAAACAGUUAUACAUAUGUAUAUACGCACAUAUGUGUAUUGUAUAUUAGUUAUACAAAUGUUAGAAAAAAAUGGAAAUUAAGUCUAUAAUAUAAAAGUGCGGAAGAUUACAAGUGCGUUAGUCAAGUGUUUCACACACGAUUUGCUAUGUGAAACAAUGAAAAGGAAUUAAAUAAAAGUAAAAAGUGAACUUCAAAUUCCUAACAUCCAUACGUUGUACAAAAUCGAUAUCUCGCUAAAUCUCGGAAGUGCGUUUUGGACUCGUUGAAGCCCAGCGAAGCGGGGAGUGGCAUAGUACUGCAUUUAUUCAGCUCGUGUGUGUGUUGUUUGUGCGUUUCAUUGCGGUUCCAGUUAUUAUUAUGUUUAUAAAUUUCAAAUGAAAUAUGAAAUAUAGGAUAUGCAGCAUAAUGCGGAAAUCUAGUUGAUCGUGUGAAUGCCUUGAGCCAAUUUAACGGAAGCGAAAAAAAUAUAUAAAUAUAACUAAGAUGGUAUUUAAGGCCUGAAACUUAAAUACGGUGUGCUGAUUCUGUGUAUUCAAAUUCCAAAAGUAAAGAAUUAAAAUCAACCGCUGAUAACUUAAAGUUUAAGCGAAAUGCAUUCCGUGGGCAUCCAUUCGGCUAUGGCAAUAAAACGCCAACGUAAACGACGCGAUGAACAAAAACGUGCGAGAGAACGACGAUACAGUACGCAGAGUUCCGAAAGUGGAGAAACAUUUCAUUCGCCAAGUGGUUCCUUUCGACGUAAAUUUCAUCAUGGACAUAGCGUUGCUAAGCCUGGGCCAGGCAUGUUGGACAGCCAGGUUGUCACCAGCAUCGGUAUGCUGCACAUUGGUAUCGUAUUUAUAGUAUUUGGUGUAUUCUUAUGCGGUGCUGGUAUUAUACCAGAUGAAACUAUGUCCUGGAAUGUGUUCAGUAGCAGCUCGGCAUGGUGGAAUGAAGUUACUUGCACUGGGCUUUUCUCACUUGGAUUAGGACUAUUUUUACUUGUACUGAAUUGCUUGAUUAGCCGCAAGGAAGAAGAAGAUCUCGAAGAUUAUGUGCAACGACAACUAACUAGAUCACGAUCUGGUCAUCGUCUAGAACGUGAUGUCGAAACUGGUGUGUUGACUACACGCCACGCACGGAAAGCUGUAGCUUUACAAAAGAACAUGCGAAAUGGAACUGCCACGGACGUAGCACUUGUGAACAGCGCAUCGGCGGAAGAAGUAGCAAAUGGUCCGUUAUCAGGGCGUAACUGUUUAGCCAACACCGGUGAUAUAGUGCUCGAGAAAAUCGUGGAGGAAGAUAAUACGUAUAUUAAUGAUCGUAGCGCUGGCAUAUCUCCGAUAGAUAUUGAGAAUGAUACCAAGCAAUUGCUGAGAAGAGAAUCAUUAAAUGAAACAAUCAAUAUAACACGAAUAUAAAACGUAAUGAUGCAUCUACACUUUAAUACUUGUAAACAAAAAUAUGAAUAUUUACUAUUUAUUAUAAAGACUUUUAUU